AUGUCGAAGACAAAAAUUGAAGUGCGAUCAAGAGCGACCAUGUUCGCUGUACGAAGGAAAAUUCAUCGUCUGCGAUCUCGCGACGACCGGGCCCAUGUCCCUCAGCAGGAAGAAGAUGCCCGGCCCCCGCUCCUACAUCCGGACAGUGAAUCACCCCAGUCUCGCUUUAGCAAUGGGGAAGGCCAUGAGGCCAAGUCUAUCUAUGGAGAGCCAUCAACCGCACCUCAUAGACAACAGACUGCCGUCAGUCUUGACCAAAUUUCAACGACUGACCCACAUUCUUACAACCAAAGGAUUUCAUCCGUUGGGCUAACACAAGAGAUUAUCGACAACUUUAGUCCCGAGACUGUUCUGGAGAGUUCAACGUCGGCCCUCCCAGGAGGCAUAGGACGAUCUCAGCCCUCUUUGGGAAAUACAAAAGAUGAGAUCACGGUGGAAGACCUCCUGGGGUUUGAACUGCCUUCGAAGCGAGUCACCGAUUAUUUACUGAGCACGUAUCUCGGGGCCGUUCAUUGGUUUAUGAUGGUUUUUCACGAACCGACAUUGCGCACCAGUUAUGAGGCUUUAAUGGCCACUAGAAGGUGUGCGCGUGCCCGCUCAAAUCAUAUCAUUUUCAUGGUCCUGUUGCUUUCUCUUGGAGCACAUUAUGCUCCCGAGGAGGAAGUACACCGAAAAUUUCCUUCCUUUCAGUUGGAAACUUUUCAGAGGUUAUCUCUCAAAAGAGUCGAAGAUAGCCUGCAUACUUUGUAUGAUGCUGCCGAGCUUGAAUCGGUGCAAGUCUGUGUGCUGCUCGGUUCUUAUUACAUGUACCAUGGUCGUCCAAACCUGGCAUUUGUUGUUUUGGGAGCUGGGUUGAGAUGCGCCCAACUCAUGUCCCUACACAAAGAAUCAGCCUGGAGAUGGCAGUCAGAGAUGGCCAAAGAAGAACGGAGACGAACCUUCUGGGCUUUGUUUGUUUUCGAUCGCUUUGCUGCAACAAUAUUUGGUCGGCCCUGUGGUAUCCCCAACGGUGAAAUCGAUGUCAAAAUUCCAGAGAAUAUUGGCGAUACCACCACACAGCAUCCAAAUUUCCGUUCAACGGCGGCCAUGCCAGACGGGACUAUCGAACCGGUCACCACUUUCUCAUAUAUGAAGUAUAAAUUCAAGCUUUACCAAAUCUCAUCACCUAUCAUUGGAGAUCUGUACUUCCAUCGGAGUCCCAGCGUGUCGGCAUUGGCUGCAAAAGUUUCUCGAAUUAAUGAUGAGCUUGUCAACUGGUUCAAUGUUCUUCCCCCCGAACUCAAAUUGGAAGAAUUGUGUCGAAACCCCGUCGAACCAGCAACUCCUAGCACACGACCAUUCAUGCUCCAAGCCCUGGCUCUCCAAAUCGCCUAUGACAAUGUUCAAAUUUUGUUGCAUCGACCGCUUUUGUCGCAAGAUUUGAGAAGCUUCAAGGUAGGUUCUCGACCUCUUGAACCUGACGAAAUUAAAUAUCCUUCGGAAUUGAACAACCCACGUCAUGAGAGUCAAACAGCAUAUCCAGAUGUUCAUCAGAUAUUGCUCUCAAGUCGAGAUAAGUGUUGGGAUUCUGCAAUAAGAUCGUCCAAACUUGGCAAGUAUCAUCAAUGCUUGGUCUCUGCUCGAGAGAGUCAUGCGGCCGCAUUCUUGGGGAUCAAUCUUUUUACCGCAGGAAUGGUAUUGUGCGUGGUAGCAUUAUCACGGCCACUUUCCGCGCAAGCUCAAAUGGCAAAACAGGCAAUUGCACGAAUCAUGUCCCUUUCUCGCUUUUUGUCAGGCAAAGUCCUUUUGUCAGCACAGACAACAAAAAUUCUGAAAGAUCUCGUCCGCUUGAUUGGAGAGAAAGAAAUCAAAGCGAUGCUUUCAGGAUCAGACGUACCGGAAAGCCGUACCAUGCCAAGUGGCCAUAUAUCGAAACAACAGACGGAAAUGAUUCCCUCUCUCGCAGCAAUACCUGGACCGGGACGAGAAUUCCAGGCUGAUGCCGACAAUAUGGCGACUUCUCAAAACUCAAUUCGGACCGGUGACGAGUCGAUAUUGAGUGGAUUAUAUCAGGAUCCAUCGUUUACCGAUAGUUUUGACUUUUCCGGACUCGAAAACAUGGAUUUCAAUAAUGGAAUCGUUACAUUGCAACAAGCCAUGUUCCCGGCUUCGGCAGUGGCUACACCUGAUGUGAAUCGGUUGAUGAAUGACGGCACACAACGAGGCCCAUGGAAUCGUGAUCAAUAUAAUACAGAGCACUCAUACAUCAAUCAAACCGGUGGAAGCGACGACGGUCUCAUGAGGACGGAUUUUAACAUGAUGACCACCGUGGGACAGACUUGGUUAUGGGAUUCAGAGAACAGAUAG
Messenger RNA from Rhinocladiella mackenziei CBS 650.93, 2346 nucleotides. RefSeq lists its product as uncharacterized. The transcript has 6 exons. Gene Ontology annotation, biological process: DNA-templated transcription. NCBI's taxonomy places the organism in Eukaryota, Fungi, Ascomycota, Eurotiomycetes, Chaetothyriales, Herpotrichiellaceae. The record is from RefSeq and is a predicted model, not a curated record. Gene Ontology annotation, molecular function: DNA binding; zinc ion binding. The coding region runs from base 1 to 2346 and encodes 781 amino acids.